AUGGCAAGCACCUACAACUACUUGAAGGAUGUGGAUGCAUCUGAUGACAAUUUGAUCUAUAGGAUCAAGCUGAGGGUAUUGAAAAUCUGGUCACUGUCCCCUGCCCAGCAGAAAUACGUAAGACCAACUUUGGAGUUUGUGGCAAUGGACCAGCUGGGAGAUCGCAUCCAAUGUUCCAUUAGGAAUCCACAGCGGAGGCUGUUUGAGGAUGAGUUGCUGGAGGGAAAAAUAUAUACCAUCAGCAACUUUUCAGUUGCCGUUAAUGAUAAAAAAUACAAGGCCACUAAUCAUGCUAGCAGGAUUUACUUUAAGAGGGAUACUCAACUUCGACUGGUUGAUGAUCCAUCCUUUCCUGAGAAUGUCUUCCGAUUUGUUCCCAACGAAGUCAUACUCAAUCACACCAACGCUCAGUCGCAUCUUAUAGAUGUCAUUGGUCUUCUGAUGGCCAAGGGUGACAUAAUUGAAUUUACUAAAAAUGGAAAGAAGAGCAACUACAUCGUUCUGGAGCUUGACGACAUGCAGGGAAAAGGAAAAAUUCGCUGUACGCUUUGGGAGGAGUUCGCAAGUAAGUUGGUAAAACAUAUUCAAGAGCAGCCGACGUCUGAGUAUAUCCUAAUUGUACAAUUCGCAAAGUUCAAUCUAUUUAAAGGUUCAAUGGGGAUAUCAAAUACCAGCUAUAAUUCAAAUCUUUACAUCAAUGCGGACUUUCAGGCGGUAAAGGAUUUUCGUAAAAGUGUCAUCAUGUCCGGUGUUCCACCGCCAAAUCAACUCUCCCAGAUAGCGACUGAACCUGUAUACUCCAUUGAGGAAGAUCUCAUUGACAAGUCAAUAUAUAAAUCCAUUUCUGAGCUCAAGGAAUGCAUUGAGAAUGGGAGCUUUGUUACAAUUGGAACUGUUGUUGCAAUCGAUCCUAAGAACGGUUGGUGGUACAAAAGUUGCAAACAUUGUUUCCAUUCUCUGAAGGAGGCCGAGAACUCAUACCACUGCGCCAAAUGCGACACAUAUCCCACCAUUCACACUCCACGGUAUAGCAUUAAUAUUAAGGUUGUUGAUGACACUGAUUCGGCUGCAUUUCUGCUGUAUGACAAAGAAGCUUCCAAAUUUCUUGGGAUCUCAGCUUCUGAUCUCAGACUUGCACAACUGACCAGGGGUGGCACCAAUGAGGAAUACCCGAUAGAGCUUAAUUCCUUUACGGGGAAAAAAUUUAUCUUCAAAGUCUCCGUGAAGAUGGAGGAUCUUAACUCAUUCCAACCGUGCAAGAUAAUUGUCAUGAAGCUUUGUGGGGACAUGUCUGUCAUAUCAAAAUUUAUUCAGAAGCAUGACAUAUAUCAGGACACAUGUUCACCCUCUGUUGAGAUUUUGGUCGGCGACACUAAUGAGGGUUACUCAACUCCAACGAGAAACAUUGUUAGUGGCGGAUGGACUAAACAGCUUAUUGAUCUCUGUCCGGAUUCUGCCGAAGGAUCAUCUAUAAAGUGUAGGAAAUUGAAGGAUGGCCAGGUUGCUGGUGUUGAUAAACCCCAUCAGGAUUAG
Messenger RNA from Arachis stenosperma, 1533 nucleotides. RefSeq names its product replication factor A protein 1-like. Gene Ontology annotation, cellular component: nucleus. Gene Ontology annotation, molecular function: DNA binding. Bases 1 to 1533 code for a protein of 510 amino acids. Gene Ontology annotation, biological process: DNA recombination; DNA repair; DNA replication. NCBI's taxonomy places the organism in Eukaryota, Viridiplantae, Streptophyta, Magnoliopsida, Fabales, Fabaceae. The transcript is spliced from 10 exons. The record is from RefSeq and is a predicted model, not a curated record.